AUGACGACACCAGCAGAUACUGGAGCGGUGGACAAGGGCAAGAAUGUGGAACGCGGCACCCUGGGCAAAUAUGUGAAGCGGAUGAGCACUGUGUUCAAGAGGGAGAAAUCAAACAAAAGUGUACCGACCCUGGCGCCCGAGCCAUCGUCAACUCCUCAAGUCGCGCAGCAACAGCCUGUCGAGAAGGAAGUUGCGCAGCCGGACCAAACCAUCCCGGAAGUCGCACCUGCCACACCUAUCACUCCCGCCGUGUCAGUGCCAUCAACUCCAACUACCAAGGAGAUGGACCGCAACGCCAUGCAGCAGGAGAGAGCCCGCGCCCUCUUCGCCAAGUAUGGCCUCACCCUUGAGUCACACGAGUGGAUCGCUGCACCAGCUCCAAAACCCACCGUCCAGCGUGUCGAAAAAUCGAUCCGUAUGCGUGUCCAUCGCAGCUGCCACCGCUGCGGAACCCUUUACGGCUCCGACAAGGUGUGCCUGCAAUGCGAGCACAAGCGGUGCAAGAAGUGCCCUCGUUUCCCCAAGAAGAAGACGCCGGAAGAGAAGCAAGCCGAGAAAGAGGGUAUGGAGCAACCCAAGCGAAAGAGAAUGCUCACCAUCCGGACUCGUGGCGGCGACGAGUUGGUAUAUCAACCUGCGAGACAACGCAUCAGACGUAACUGUCAUGUGUGUGAGAAUUUGUUCGUUCCCGCAACGGCGAAUAUCUGCAAUUCAUGCCAGCAUGUCCGAUGUACGAAAUGCCCGCGCGAGCCAGCCAAGCUCAGCAAAUGGCCUGAUGGCUACCCGGGCGAUGCUGAGCCUGACAGCGAGACGGAGGUGGAGAAACAGCUGGAGAAAUUCAGACGGACCUGGCGAAAGCCGAGGACUAGGGUGCGCUGGCAGUGUGAGAAGUGCAAUGGCCUCUUUCACAAUAAUUCGCCGCAAUGUCCAGGAUGUGGGCAUGAGAGAUGCGACAAGUGUACAAGAUCACCUGUCAGGAAACCUGAGAAAGGGGAGCGUUUCGAUUCCCAGGUCGUGGCGGCCGUGGAGGCUAAGCUGCGAGCGAUGGAUGUUGAUGAUAAUUCGGCUCCAUCUGCAGCGGAGGCUACCUGA
Messenger RNA from Alternaria ethzedia, 1092 nucleotides. RefSeq lists its product as uncharacterized. NCBI's taxonomy places the organism in Eukaryota, Fungi, Ascomycota, Dothideomycetes, Pleosporales, Pleosporaceae. The record is from RefSeq and is a predicted model, not a curated record. The transcript is spliced from 3 exons. The coding region runs from base 1 to 1092 and encodes 363 amino acids.